AAAUAUUUAUUAUUCAAAAAAAUUAAAUUGAAUGUUGCCUUCUCCUUCUUUCUAUGGUUUUGAAUUCCUUUCUUGUUUCUUUCUGGUUUUAGUUUUCAAGUUGAUGCUUAGCUUUUGUUUGGUUGCUGGGAAAAUGGAGGAAAAUGCAUGGAAGCAAAUGUACGAUGUAAUUUUGAGGAUUCUGCUUAGUGUACUACAAGAUUGUUCACGUCCCUUUCAUUUUGAGGUUUUGGAAUUGUGAAGGGCUGAGUUCUUCGAUUUGUUCAUGUUUUGGGAAGGGUUGAGUUUUGCUGGCUUUCAUACUUGAAUAGUUUUUCUCUUCUCUUUUUAACACAUUCACCAACAUGAUAUCAACUUUGAAGACCAUAUUUUUUCAAUUUUCUGCAUAAUUGGGAAUUUUGGAGUUUGGAGUUUUUGCACAAGAUAUAUAUCAACAUGAAGACACUUGCACAAAUGAAAGCCAAGGUACCUUCUAGGGUUAAUGCUCAACAAUCGAUAUUUGAGCUGAGAAACAAAGUGGUUCUUGCACUAAGCAAGCUUGCAGAUCGAGAUACAUGUCAAAUAGGUGUUGAUGAUCUUGAGAAAAUAGCUCAAUCCUUGACCCCAGAGGAGAUUACUCCAUUUCUAUCUUGCAUAUUGGACACAGACAAGGAGCAAAAGAGCACAGUUCGAAAGGAAUGCAUUAGAUUGAUGGGUGUUCUGGUGAACUUUCACACGAGUCUUCUGGGACCACAUGUAGGUAAGAUGGUUGCUACCAUUGUCAAGAGGCUUAGGGAUCCAGACUCCGUUGUGAGGAAUGCUUGUGUGGAAACAAUGGGGGUUUUGGCUUCUAAGUUGAGCAAUCAUGGAGGUGAGAAAAGUGGAGUCUUUGUUUUGUUGGUGAGACCACUUUUUGAAGCUCUGGGUGAACAGAAUAAGCAGAUGCAGUCAGGCUCAGCAUUGUGCUUGGCUAGGGUCAUUGAUAAUACCCAUGAUCCUCCAGUUUCUGUUUUGCAACGGAUGUUGACUCGGACCAUAAAAUUGCUUAAGAAUCCACACUUCAUGGCAAAACCAGCAGUAAUCGAGUUGAAUAGAAUUAUUAUUCAGGCAGGGGGUGCUUCAUCACAAAAUGUUCUAUCUGCAGCAAUGACUAGCAUCCAUGAAGCACUCAGAAAUAGUGACUGGACAACUCGCAAAGCAGCUUCUAUAGCAUUAGCAGAAAUUGCUUCAAGUGGUCAAUCUUGGUUGGGUUCUUUCAAGUGUUCCAGCAUCAGUUCUCUUGAGUCCUGCCGUUUUGACAAGGUAAAACCAGUCAGGGACACAGUACUUCAUGCUCUACAGUACUGGAAAAGUCUUCCAGGGCCUGAUACUCCUGAAUCUUCGGAAACUGGAUCUUCAAUAAAAGAAAAUUACUGUAGAGGCGAGUACAGUGAUAUCACCAGUAUCAGUGACUCUGUGAGGAGGGAUGGCACACCAAAUAGAGUUACAAACUCAGCCAAAAGAAGGAUUCCUUUAUCUGUUAAGAAAUCAUAUGAAAAUUACAUGGACUCUCGGCAUUCCAAAGCAGAUGAAUGGCAAAUUGAAAUUUCAGUCCCAAAAUCCCAUAAUGUUUCUUUAGCAGAUCUUUGUAAUGAGGAAUCUGAGGAUAGUUCUGUUACCAAGACAUUGGAAAGAAUCAGUUCUUACAAUAUUAGUACCCUGGAUAAUGGGUGUGAAUAUGUACCACUUGAUGACAAGCAAGAUUGUUCAUCAGUGUCCAACCUAGUUUCUGACAACUUUGAGACCAAGUUUGUGGCUGUUUCUCACGACUCACUUGAGGUUGAUGGUUUGUUAAGGUCUACAGGAAGAAACAGAAGGUUUGCAGCUGAAGUGAUUAAUAAUGAGGAACAAACACACUCUGCAAAGAUGAGAGAUUGUAGAAGCCUUGAUUCUACAGUCACGGAGACUAGCUUUCAACCUUUGCAUGGAUGCUGUUCCCAGGUAGCCAAUGAAAUGGCUUGCAUUCAGAAACAACUUUUGGAGAUUGAAAACAAACAUUCAAGCUUAAUGGAAAUGCUACAGGCGUUUUCAACUGGCAUAAUGGAUAGCUUAUCCAUGUUAAGGUCUAAGGUGUCAGUUUUAGAGCAAGAAGUUGAUAGAAUAUCUCAUGCACUUCUGCAAGGGGGAAGACAUUCUGAUUCAGCAAUCUCUAAGCUCAUGAAGCAGAACCAAAGUGUUUCUUCUCCCAGACUUUCAACAUCCACACCAAGGCUGUCUGUUGAUAUUCGCAACAAACAGCCUUCAUUGUUUUCUGCAAAGAAUUCUGACAUUUGGGAGGAAAAUACAUCUGGUAGAAGCAGAUCAAAGAAUUUGAAAAGGGCGACAGAGAUGAGGACAAAUCCUACUGUAAUGACUAGUAGGAAUGCCGUGAUGAAGGACAUGCAGAAAAGCUCUGGACAUGGAGCAUUGAAUUGCACAGGAAAAGUUGAUGCUGUCCUUGCUUCAAUUUCAGGUGCCAAUGCAAGAGAAAAUGGUCCAGAGAACAACAAUUGCCUAUGGCAACGUGUUAAAGGAUUCCUAUGCAAAGGGGACCUUGACUCUGCAUAUGCAGAAGCUCUUUGUUCUGUUGAUGAACUUGUUCUCAUUGAACUUCUGGAUAGAACUGGUCCUGUAUUGGAAAGUUUGUCCCACAAAACUGUCAGUGACAUUCUUAGCACUCUGGCAUCUUACUUCUUAGAACGAAGAUUUACAAACUCUAUAAUCCCUUGGUUGCAGCAGGCAAUGGAGUUGAGCACAAUUCAUGGACCGGAUUACUUUGUCCUCUCUGCUAAAGCAAGAAGAGAAUUCUUGUCUGCAAUUCAGGAGGCUUUUAACAUGGAAUUUUCUAAUCCUGCACAGAGAAGAUCCGUCACUCAACUUGCAAUGAGAUUGUGCCACCUGUGGGGCAAUAGCUGCCAAUAAUCAGAAGACUUCUUUCAAAUAGGUGUAUUGUUCAUGCAACUGAUGUUGAAUCCGGGCCUUUGAAAAUUUUAUUUUCCUAGAUGUGUUUCGAGAAGAAAGGAUUUUAUUAUGAAUCUGGGGCUGAUUGUUUUGUGUUGCAUUUGGGUCAUUUAAUAAUUUCUUGCCUCCACAA
Hevea brasiliensis (rubber tree) is the source of this 3091-nucleotide messenger RNA. Its product is annotated as TORTIFOLIA1-like protein 2. Bases 436 to 2919 code for a protein of 827 amino acids. Lineage: Eukaryota; Viridiplantae; Streptophyta; Magnoliopsida; Malpighiales; Euphorbiaceae. The transcript is spliced from 9 exons. Gene Ontology annotation, cellular component: microtubule. Gene Ontology annotation, molecular function: microtubule binding. The record is from RefSeq and is a predicted model, not a curated record.